Suillus discolor is the source of this 875-nucleotide messenger RNA. Its product is annotated as rhamnose mutarotase. NCBI's taxonomy places the organism in Eukaryota, Fungi, Basidiomycota, Agaricomycetes, Boletales, Suillaceae. The transcript has 3 exons. Bases 365 to 739 code for a protein of 124 amino acids. Gene Ontology annotation, molecular function: racemase and epimerase activity, acting on carbohydrates and derivatives. The record is from RefSeq and is a predicted model, not a curated record.
GGAGAUCAGGGCAUGUCAUCAGACGCGCUGUGGGUCGUGCUGCUCGCAAACCUUUUUGCCCUUUUGUUGAAGAACUUGCAAAGGACUAGCGAUUGUCAUGACUUCACCACGACAAGUCUUGAAAGAAAAAAUGGCACACACACCCGCCACAUUGCUACAACAAAGGCUACAGUUAAAGUGCAACUUCUGUCCACGCCAUCUAACAUUUGUUACUGCCGGUCCAUACAUAUAAUUGCCAGUCUUGUCGCUCAUCUCGCCUCGACAUGCUUUAGCUACCACCGGGCCGACCCCGUGGUCACGAUGUUUGGUCGGCCUCAUUAGUCUGAUUGGUAGCAUCAAAGGUCUCAACGCCUUGUUACCUUCCAUGUCUGCUCCGCAUACCAAGCGUAUUUGCCAGAUAAUCAAGCUCAAACCAGAAUGCGUGGACGAGUACAAAGAGGUCCACAGGAACGUCUGGCCCAGCGUCCUCAACGCCAUUAGACGGCACCACAUCGUGGACUACUCGAUCAACCAUUACCCGCAGCUGAAUUUGCUCAUCGCAAACUUCAAGUACACGGGUAGUGACUUUGAGAAAGAUAUGAAAGCCAUCGGGGACGACGAGGAGACGCAGAGGUGGUGGAACCUCACAGAUAGUAUGCAGGAGAGCUUUAAUGACGGUGCUUCUGGGAGUGGAAAGGAUAUCCCUUGGUGGACGGACGUCGAGGAAGUCUUCCGUUUCGAGGGAGGUUCUUCAGCAUGAUACGUUGAUAGCCAUUAUUGAUGAGUUUGACUACCUCACUGCGUGAAUCAAGUAUUGGAUGACAGCUAUGCCGUCGACGGGUACUACCGUGCCAGGAUGAGAUACUAAGAGUUUGGGCUCAGGUUGUUGACUAGUU